AUGCUGGAGCCGGUGCCGUUUCGGUGUCUGGUUCCCGCCGAAGCAGCAGAGCUCUUUGUGGGAGAGGAUGGCAUGGCGGUUGGACGAGUGGCUCACGCGUCCGGGGCCAACAUCUCCGUGUCCGAUGAUGGAAACACCCCUCCAUCUCUGACCGAUCGGAUUGUGACGGUCCGGGGUACCCAGCAGGCGCAACAGGCGGCCUGUCGGCUGAUUAUCGAGCGCUUCUACGAAGCCCAGAAGGUGCAAGGUGAAGACAUUGGUGUCUUCAUUCUGCUAGUGCCCUCUGCGCUGGCCACUACCAUGGGCUCAGAUGGAACUCUCAGCAAAAUUAUGGAGCUAUCGGGCGCUGAGCUUGCUGUCCAGGAAGCCAUCACUGGAACCGAAGACCGGCCAGUUCGAAUCGUGGGCAGUUUCGAGGCAACGGUGUUAGCCGCCACGCGUCUCGGCGCCUGGGUCCAGGUCCUAACUUGGAGGGCUGCGCAGGCCUCCAACGACUCGGCAGGUCCUCCUGAAAAUGAGGAGGGCUGCCACGUCGUCGCCGAGGACGUUCCAAGCAUGCACCAACAUGGAUCAGGUGUCCCGACAGCUGCGGACAGUCAGCCUGACCCCGAGCAGCCGGACGCUGAAGAGCCAGCGACCGGGCUUCUCGACACUGAGCCACAUCCAGAGCAGCCAGACGCAGAGCAGCCAAGCACAGAGCAGCCGAACACGGAGCAGCAAGAAGCAGAGCUGCCCGCGGCAGAGCAGCCUGAAGAGGAGCAGCCGGAAGCAGAGCAGCCCUCAGCACAGCAACUCCACUCAGAGAUGCAAGGCGGAGAGCAGCCAGAAGAGCAGCUCGAUGAGCAGCCUGAUGUCCACCCGCAUGCCGGGCUUGCGCGGCAGCCUGAAGAGCAGCCUGAUGAGGAGGAGCCAGCCGAGGGUGAAGUGGCGGAGCCUUCUGAGACGCGGCUCGGGGAGCUGGUCCAAACCGCAGGGCCGGAGGAGGUCUCGCCCAGACCAGAUGCCUCGAGCCCCGAUGCAGAGGAGAUAUCGUCGCCCGAGCCUGCGGCUGGGUCCAAUUUUCAUUCCCCGUCGCGAAGGAGCUCAGCGCUACCGUGCAGGUGCCUGGCUCCCGCCCACGCUGUCGACCUGUUGAUAGGCUUCGAUGGCGAGGGUGCCGCAGAAGUGCUGCAGAAAACAGGGGCGCACAUCUCUGUCCUGGAUGAAGAGGAUAUCCCAGAAUCCCUCAGCGAUCAAAUCGUGGUCAUUGAGGGCGACUUGCAGGGACAGGUGCUGGCGUCCCGGUGCGUGGUAGAGACGCUCUUCCAGGUUCAGGGAAUCGGCGACAAGGAGCAAGGUCUCUUUGUGAUGCUGGUCCCAGCUUCUCACUACGGUGCUGUGGCUGAGAAGGUGACGGCGCUAAGUGAGCAAACAGGGGCGGACCUCGUCCUUGAGGAGGAGGAGAUUGAAGGUCUGGAGGACCAUCCGUUGCAGAUCGUGGGCCCCGUCAUGGAGCCGAGCUGA
Messenger RNA from Symbiodinium natans, 1503 nucleotides. Lineage: Eukaryota; Dinophyceae; Suessiales; Symbiodiniaceae. The record is from the annotation of a GenBank genome assembly.